UGCCGCCAGCCGAGCCUCUGGUAACCUUGGUAACAGCGCCCGCCCACGCGCCGCCGGAUUACGAUUGGUCGGCGCCUCCAAAGACCGAAUGCGAAUUCCUCAGACCAUUGGCUCGAGUCACCGCGAAGCUGACGCCGUGGUUGGUGAGCCUCGAGGUCAGUCAGAGGCAGAGGCAGGGUCAAAUAGGGAGAAAUGGCGACGGAGCCAAGCCGUGGGCCCAUCUUUGGAGCAAGAUAUGAGAACUGUGGUCCAGCCUCAAGCCUCGACUUAGUUGGAGCUUGAGACACUGUGCCUCCUGCAUAGCAGGCUCACGGACAAGGUGUUGUGACCCCAGCAUCUAGACAUCGCCCGUCUCCCCCAUGGCCCUGACAAUGCUGAAUGAGCUCCUGGUUGAGGACCCAAGCCCACCUCUGCUGCUCUACCAGGUUAGCGAGACUGCCCAGUUAGAUACCCUCAACUAUCAGAGCUGCUUUAUGCAGGGCAUCUUUGCCCAUUUCCCUGAAAUCUUAUUUAUCCACCGGACCUACAACCCAAGAGGCAAGGUGUUAUACACCUUCCUGGUAGAUGGGCCUCGGGUACAGCUGGAGGGGCAUCUUGCCAGGACAGUGUACUUUGCCAUUCCUGCCAAGGAGGAUGCCGAAGGCCUGGCUCAGAUGUUCCAGGUGUUCAAAAAGUUUAACCCGGCAUGGGAGAGAGUCUGUACCAUCUUGGUGGACCCCCACUUCCUCCCCCUCCCCACCUUAGCCAUGGAGUUCCCUGCAGCUGAAGUCCUGCUGUCCGCCUUCCACAUUUGUAAGUUUCUGCAGGGCAAGUUCUACCAGCUGUCCCUUGAGCAGCCUGUGGAGAGAGUGCUUCUGACCUCCCUGCAGAGCACAAUGUGUUCGGCCACCGCAGGCAACCUGAGGAAGUUGUACACAUUGCUGAGCAACUGCAUCCCCCCGGCCCAGCUGCCCGAGCUCCACUCACACUGGCUGCUCAACGACCGGAUCUGGCUGGCUCACCGCUGGAGAAGCCGAGCCGAGAGCAGCCGCUACUUCCAGGGCCUGGAGGCCACCACCCGCGUCCUCAGCCAGUUCUUUGGCACCAGCCCAUCUGUGGAGCAAGGCAUGACCUCUCUGCUUCGAUACAUGCAGCAGCACUCUGGAGACAAGGCAAGUUUCAGCCUGGGCUUGAGUUCCCAAAACAAUCACGCUCCCUCGGACGUCAGCCCUGAAAGCCCCAAAGUGGAGCAGUUGGUAGAAGCGCGCAUCCAGCACUCCCUCAAUGCCAUCUGCACGGGCCCAGCAGCCCAGCUUUGUCUGGGUGAGCUUGCUGUGGUCCAGAAAUCCAUGCACCUCAUUGGCUCCGGCUCAGAGAAGGUCAACAUACAGAUCCUAGAGGACACCCACAGGGUGCAGCCCCAGCCUCCCGCCAGCUGCAGCUGCUACUUUAACCAGGCCUUCCGCUUGCCCUGCCGCCACAUCCUCGCCAUGCUCAGCGCCCGCCGCCAGGUGCUGCAGCCCAACAUGCUGCCAGCCCAGUGGACAGCAGGCUGUGCUGCCAGCCUAGACGACAUCCUGGGCAGCAAGUGGAGUGAGACCCUGGAUAAGCACUUGACGGUGGCCCUGCUCACGGAGGAGGUGGGCCAGCUGCUGCAGCACUGCAGCCAGGAGGAGUUUGAACGGCGGUACAGCACCCUGCGGGAGCUGGCCGACAGCUGGAUUGGGCCUUAUGAGCAGGUCCAGCUCUGAUGAGUCACCGCCCAGGAGCACGUCCACUUGCACACACUCGUGCCCCCCCACACUCACUAUUGCACCGCCAUGGGCCUCCUUCCAGACAGAGGCUCUUCUGCAGCCCAUCUAACGGGGGCUCAUUUCCCCAGUCAAGGAGGCAGGGAAGCUCUCCUGUGAGGGCCCAUGAGUAAAACUAUUGUCGGCUUUGCUGACCAGAGUAUAGUCCCUUAUAUAGUCUCGGGGGGUGGGGGAGGGGAGGUUUGCUGCUGACACCUCUCGGAAGGGAAACCCAUUAUUAGCCCAAGGGCCUUACAAAAAGUCAAGGUGCCCCUGCUCUUGAGAUCAGAGGUGAGACGCUGGGUAAAGACAAGGCCUGGGGCUUGCCAGGCUUCCCCAACCCUGUGACUCUCCUGACCCCUCUCACCUGAGCAAGCUGGCCUGGGAGGCUUCCCACAGGGGAGACCGCUCAGGAGAGGUAGUGCAGCCAGCCUCCCGCACCCCUUCCUGACCUCAUUAAAGUUGAAUGUUGCCU
This is a messenger RNA of Condylura cristata (star-nosed mole), 2244 nucleotides long. It is a transcript of the gene ZSWIM1, whose product is annotated as zinc finger, SWIM-type containing 1. The coding region runs from base 360 to 1730 and encodes 456 amino acids. Lineage: Eukaryota; Metazoa; Chordata; Mammalia; Eulipotyphla; Talpidae. The record is from RefSeq and is a predicted model, not a curated record. Gene Ontology annotation, molecular function: zinc ion binding. The transcript is spliced from 2 exons.